This is a messenger RNA of Suncus etruscus (white-toothed pygmy shrew), 4571 nucleotides long. RefSeq names its product zinc finger protein 711 (gene ZNF711). Lineage: Eukaryota; Metazoa; Chordata; Mammalia; Eulipotyphla; Soricidae. Gene Ontology annotation, molecular function: RNA polymerase II transcription regulatory region sequence-specific DNA binding; DNA-binding transcription factor activity, RNA polymerase II-specific; metal ion binding. Gene Ontology annotation, biological process: regulation of transcription by RNA polymerase II. The coding region runs from base 442 to 2895 and encodes 817 amino acids. Gene Ontology annotation, cellular component: nucleus. The record is from RefSeq and is a predicted model, not a curated record. The transcript is spliced from 9 exons.
GAUAAGUAAUUUGAAAAGAAAUAGAUUACGCCCUUUCAAAUAGCUAAAGUUAAUAAGACUAUCAUUAAUGAAAUAUAUUAUACAAUGGCAAGUAUACUGUAUUCCAAAGAAACACUAUGCUCAAUAUUUGUGCAUAAUUGAUCUUAUCUCUGCCAUAGUUACAGAAGCAGGUGUGUUUCCUAAGUCUUUAAAACUGUGAGAUUAGCACUAGUAGAGGCAAGAAGUCCUUAUUGGCUCAAAGAACUACAGGGAAAUUAGGUUACAACUUUGUGAAUUAUAGUAGAACCUGAGGAGUGAGGUGAAUCACAUCUUCAUUUGCAGAACUUACUUGCAGGGCUCAUCUGGAUCUAGAAGAAAUGGAUGAGAACCACAGGAUGACUUUCACUAAUACUAGACACCUGAAACUUCCAGUAAUGUAUCUGUGAUUGAUCUUUGCUAAGUAUGGAUUCAGGUGGUGGAAGUCUUGGAUUACAUACAUCAGAUUCUAAAAUGGCCCAUACCAUGAUUAUGCAGGAUUUUGUAGGUGGAAUGGCUGGUACUGCACAUAUCGAUGGAGACCAUAUUGUUGUUUCAGUUCCUGAGGCUGUAUUAGUUUCUGAUGUGGUCACAGAUGAUGGGAUAACUCUUGAUCCUGGCUUAGCAGCUGAAGUUGUACAUGGGCCUGAUAUCAUAACUGAGACUGACAUAGUAACAGAAGGUGUAAUUGUUCCUGAAGCUGUACUUGAAGCUGAUGUUGCAAUUGAAGAAGAUUUAGAAGAAGCUGAUAGUGAUCAUAUUUUGACUUCUGAAAUAAUCACAGAGACUGUUAGAGUACCUGAGCAGGUGUUUGUGGCUGACCUUGUUACUGGUCCAGAUGGACACUUGGAACAUGUGGUCCAAGAUUGUGUUUCUGGAGUUGACUCUCCCACAGUGGUAUCAGAGGAGGUUCUUGUUACAAAUUCAGAUACAGAAACUGUGAUUCAGGCCACUGAUGGUAUUCCUGGUUCUACGGUUACAAUUAAAACUGAAGAUGAUGAAGAUUAUGAUGAUGAUGAUGAAGAUGAUGAAGAAGAUGAUGUCAAAAGCACUUCUGAAGAUUAUUUGAUGAUAUCUUUGGAUGAUGUUGGUGAAAAAUUAGAGCAUAUGGGAAACACACCAUUAAAAAUGGGCAAUGAUGAAGGACAAGAAGAUGUUAAGGAAGAUGGAUUUGGUUCAGAAGUAAUAAAAGUGUACAUAUUCAAAGCUGAGGCUGAAGAUGAUGUAGAAAUAGGUGGGACAGAAAUUGUUACAGAGAGUGAGUACACUAACGGACAUUCUGUAACAGGAGUGCUUGAUCAGAACCGAAUGCAGCGGGAGAAGAUGGUUUACAUGGCUGUUAAAAAUUCUUCACAAGAAGAUGAUGAAAUCAGUUGCGCUGAAAUAGCAGAUGAAGUUUACAUGGAAGUCAUUGUAGGGGAAGAGGAAGGAACUUCUCUCCCUGAGAAUCAGCUUGAACACUCUGAUGUUAAUAAAACAAUUGUCCCUGUUGUCUGGGCUGCGGCAUAUGGAGAUGAAAGAAGAGCUUCACGAAGGUAUGAAGAUUGCCAAGCAUCAGGAAAUACUUUGGAAUUAGCAUUAGAAAACAAAAAUAGUAUGGCAGCACAGUACCUUCAAAUUUGUGAUAACAUUAAUACAAACAAAGUGCUUAAACAAAAGUCUAAAAAGAGGAGAAGAGGAGAAACCAGGCAGUGGCAAACAGCUGUUAUAAUAGGUCCUGAUGGACAGCCCCUGACAGUGUACCCUUGCCAUAUUUGUACAAAAAAGUUUAAAUCUAGAGGAUUCUUGAAAAGGCACAUGAAAAAUCAUCCUGAUCAUUUGAUGCGAAAAAAAUAUCAGUGCACAGAUUGUGACUUUACAACUAAUAAGAAAGUGAGUUUCCAUAACCAUUUAGAAAGCCAUAAGCUUAUUAAUAAAGUUGACAAAACUCAUGAAUUUACUGAAUACACACGAAGAUACAGAGAAGCCAGUCCACUGAGUUCAAAUAAACUUAUAUUAAGGGACAAGGAGCCAAAGAUGCACAAAUGCAAAUACUGUGACUAUGAAACUGCAGAACAAGGACUUCUAAACAGACACUUACUAGCUGUUCACAGCAAGAAUUUUCCUCAUGUUUGUGUAGAGUGUGGUAAGGGCUUUAGACAUCCUUCAGAGCUCAAGAAGCAUAUGAGAACCCAUACUGGUGAAAAGCCAUAUCAAUGUCAGUACUGUGUCUUCAGGUGUGCAGAUCAGUCCAAUUUAAAAACUCAUACUAGGUCUAAACAUGGUAACAAUUUGCCAUAUAAAUGUGAACAUUGUGCCCAAGCAUUUGGUGAUGAGAGAGAACUUCAGCGCCAUCUGGAUUUGUUUCAAGGACAUAAGACACAUCAAUGUCCUCAUUGUGACCAUAAGAGCACCAAUUCAAGUGACCUUAAGCGGCACAUCAUAUCUGUCCAUACUAAGGAUUUUCCUCACAAAUGUGAGGUUUGUGAUAAAGGUUUUCAUCGUCCUUCUGAGCUCAGAAAGCAUAGUGAGAUCCAUAAAGGUAGGAAGAUUCAUCAAUGUAGGCACUGUGAUUUUAAAACGUCAGAUCCAUUUAUUCUUAGUGGACAUAUCCUUACAGUUCAUACUAAGGAUCAGUCAUUGAAGUGUAAAAGGUGCAAGAGAGGGUUCAGGCAACAAAAUGAACUAAAAAAGCAUAUGAAGACCCAUAUUGGAAGGAAGAUUUACCAAUGUGAAUAUUGUGAAUACAGCACUACAGAUGCAUCUGGCUUUAAACGACAUGUGAUAUCAAUACACACGAAAGACUAUCCACACAGAUGUGAAUUCUGCAAGAAGGGAUUCCGAAGACCAUCAGAAAAAAAUCAGCAUAUUAUGAGACAUCACAAGGAGGCUCUUUUGUAGUAGGGUCAAUAUCAAGAAAGAGGCUAUUUAGAAAGUAUGAUAAGUUACUUGAGAGAAAAAUCGCACAAACUCACCUGACAAAGCUUGAUAUUAAUUCAUAACUUUACAUUCUUUGCAUUGAAGAUAUUAAGAUAUUUGAAUUGAAAGAGAAUCUCAUAGUGCUUUGAAAAUAUACUUAAAUAAUUUAAUAAACAUUGAAUUGUGGGAAAACUUCUUAAACCUCUAUUUAAUAGUAUUAUGCAUUAUUAAACUACAGAGGAAAAUAAAAAAUAACUAAUUUGCUUAUCGUACCAGAAAUAAUUGUUUUCAAGAAGAUCAUAUAUAAUUGAGUUUAGCAGUGCUUUGCCAUGACAAACAAGCCUCACGUUUAUGCAAUUUUAGAAACAGGCUGGGGAAAUAAAAUACAGUCAUUCAUGAGUCACUUAGUAAUAGAAUCUUUUAUAUAAAAUCUUGAAAUUAAAUUUCCAAAAUGGCAAAUGCUUUUAGUAUUAAACUUCACCGGGAAAUUGAUUAUAUUAAACCAGUGUUAUUUUGUAAAAUAAUUUUCAGAGCUGCUAAAAUUUUUAUCACAGUAUAGGAUGUUAAAAUACAGCAUACUGUGAUAAAAUUUUAGAUCAAUUGUUAAGGAAGAAAACUCCCUUUUUUGUUGUUUUUGGGUCACACCUGGUGGUACUUAGGGGUUACUCCUGGCUCUGCACUCAGAAAUCACCACUGGCAGGCUCAGGGGACCAUAUGAGACGCCCGGGAUGGAGCCCAGAUUGGCUGCGUGCAAGGCAAAUGCUCUACCCACUCUGUACUAUUGCUCUGGAAAGCUCCCUCUUUUCUGAUGUUCAAUUUGAUUGUUUUCAGUCUGGCAUAUCUGAAAAGGUAUAUUUGAGUCAUUUGACUUUAUAGUGUUACAAACAAAGUUAAGACUUUAUUUCUUAAUUAACUAAAGAUUAAUUUGAGAAAAAACAGUUUCCUUAACUAUUACAAUGUUUAGAGGGUGAUUUUAAGACAGCCUUAGCAGUAUGAUCUAGUAUUAUUUUUCUAAUGUUUAAAGGUGCAAUUUUAUGCCAUUAUUGAGAGUUUUAAUUUUUAAGAUCUGUAUACCAUAUCAUUAAUCAAAUGAUCAAUAUGUGGCAGCAUGAUGCAGUAUUUAGCAGAAUAAUAUACUGCCAAUAGACUUUGAAUGUGAAUAUUCAUUUUAUAGUGUAUACAUUUAAAAUAUGCAUCACUUUAACAAUGCUUUGCAUUAGCAUGCUGCAAAUCAAAAUGGCGCUUACUAAAAUACUGAUUUAAGAAAUUUAAUUAAAAACUGUUUAUAUAUUUAAAGCAUAUGAUGUGUACUUUUAUGUUUUAGUUGAUUCAUAUUUACACUUAGCUGUUAAACGUAACUAAAAGGUAACUUUAACUUUUAAUUAAACGAUUAAAAGCACUCUUGUGGCUUUGUGUUUUAAAUAAUGUUUGUCUUUCUGUUUUUGCACCAGGUAAGAAUAAGUUUUUGGAGAAUAAACUUUUUAUCUUUUUUAAUACCAGAAUGUUAAUUUGGGAAAUCUAAAAUUGUGUGUUAUGUGGCUGUAAAUGAUGUACACAAUGUAAAAUAAGAUUGUCAAUGUCAAAUGUUACAUGAGAUUAUUAGUUCUAAAUGUUAUUCAUUGAAAUGAACAAGCAUACAAUAAAAAGCAUUUAUUGAA